AUGCCUGCCAGACUCUUCGUUGGUAACCUUUCGUGGUCCGUCGAUGACGGUGCCCUCCACCAGGCUUUCUCCCAGUACGGCAACGUCGUCAAGGCUCACGUCCUCAAGGACCGCGAGACUGGCCGCAGCCGUGGCUUCGGCUUCGUCGAGUUCGAGCAGGAGGCCGACGCUGAGAACGCCAUCAACGGCCUCAACGAGCAGGACCUGAACGGCCGCAACAUCCGUGUCAGCCACGCCAAGCCCCAGAACCACUAA
Microdochium trichocladiopsis is the source of this 255-nucleotide messenger RNA. Its product is annotated as RRM domain RNA-binding protein. Gene Ontology annotation, molecular function: RNA binding. The transcript is spliced from 4 exons. The record is from RefSeq and is a predicted model, not a curated record. NCBI's taxonomy places the organism in Eukaryota, Fungi, Ascomycota, Sordariomycetes, Xylariales, Microdochiaceae. The coding region runs from base 1 to 255 and encodes 84 amino acids.